Messenger RNA from Paramecium pentaurelia, 1190 nucleotides. The record is from the annotation of a GenBank genome assembly. NCBI's taxonomy places the organism in Eukaryota, Ciliophora, Oligohymenophorea, Peniculida, Parameciidae.
AUGAGAAAUUUGAAAUAUCUUGUUGUUCCCUUUUUAUGUAAGUCUUCUUUGCUUAAAUUAUCUACUUACAAUCGAGAAGAAUCAUAUACUAAGGUCUAUAAUAAUUAGAAAUAAUACAAGAUUGAGUAUGAAUAAUAGUAAUAUUCAAAAGACCAUAAACAAUAGUAUUUAGUGGUAAUUCUAAUACUAAAUUGGCAAAUGAAGUGGCUUAAUGUUUAGGUAUAUCACUUGGAAAAGUUAUACUUGAAAGAUUUGCUGAUGGGGAAUGCAACAUUUAAGUUAAGUUUUUAUUAAUUUAUAGGUUUUAGAGAAUGUAAGAGGAAGAAAUGUAUUCAUCAUUUAAUCUACUUGUCCUCCUGUAAAUGAAAAUCUAGUUGAAUUAUUUUUAUUUAUAAGUGCUUUAAGAAGAGCAUCUGUAAAAACAAUUACAGUGAUCAUUCCUUAUUAUGGAUAUUCAAGAUAAGAUCAUAAAUUAGCUAAAACUGAAUCAAUUGCAGCUGCAGAUAUAGCAAGAAUUUUGGAAUAAACAGGAAUUGAUCAUCUUGUUUCAAUUGAUCUUCAUAGAGGAUAACUUUAAGGUGCAUUUUCUACAAGUGUUCCUGUAGAUAAUCUUUCGCCAUACAUAACACUUAUUCAUGAACUUAAUAAUCAUCCAUUAAAAUUAAGUCCACCUAAUGAAUUAACUUUAGUAUCUCCUGAUUUUAAUGGUGUAUCAAGAGUAAAGAAAGUAUAGGAUGAAUUAAAAAUAGCAUUUCCAAAUAUAAAGACAAGUAAGAAUUAAUUAUUAUAAAGAAUUGGCUAUGAUAUAUAAAUCUAAACAUCCUGUUAGUGAAACAGAAAUAAGUCUAGUAGGAGAUGUUCAUGGAAAAAAUUGUUUGAUUAUAGAUGAUAUUGUAGAUUCAGGAAGUACAUUAAAAAAUGCUGCUGAAAUAUUAAAAAGGGAAGGAGCUAAAUCAGUAAUGGCUUAUUCUACUCAUCCAGUAUUUUCAGGAAAAGCAGCACUUAAUUUAGGAAUUUCAAAUUUAUCAAAGAUUUAUGUUACUGAUACCAUAUAAGUAAAAGAAUUAGAUAAAUAAAUUUUAUAUGAUAAAUUGAGUGUUUUAAGUGUUGCUCCAUUAUUAGCUGAAACUAUAUAUAGACUAUAAAAAAGAGAGAGUUUACAUGAGUUAUUAGGUGCACAUAAUUUUUGA